Messenger RNA from Penicillium chermesinum, 1635 nucleotides. RefSeq lists its product as uncharacterized. The transcript has 7 exons. Gene Ontology annotation, biological process: positive regulation of transcription by RNA polymerase II; DNA-templated transcription. The coding region runs from base 1 to 1635 and encodes 544 amino acids. The record is from RefSeq and is a predicted model, not a curated record. Gene Ontology annotation, molecular function: sequence-specific DNA binding; DNA-binding transcription factor activity, RNA polymerase II-specific; zinc ion binding. NCBI's taxonomy places the organism in Eukaryota, Fungi, Ascomycota, Eurotiomycetes, Eurotiales, Aspergillaceae.
AUGUUCUUGGACCUGAACAUGUCGCAGAAUCUGGCCAACUCAAAAGGCCCGCUCCAGAGAGCACCCCAGCGGAACCGGCAUGGCCCGAGGAUGAUACUGGCUUGUUUAAACUGCAAGGACCGAAAACUCAGAUGCGAUGAACAAGUCCCUGCUUGUAAUAAUUGUCGACGUUUCGGCAUCGUUUGCUUGGUGGAGGAUCCAGCAACAAAGCGCCACCAGCCUCGGAACUAUCUUGAGACUUUAGAGCACCGGGUGGCACAGCUAGAGGGCAUUCUCCAACGGCAGAGCAAUCAUGAUGCCAGCCAUGGGGAUUCACAUCACGAACUCUCUUUAUCGGAUCUUCCCUAUGACUUUAUGAUAGGUGCUGCCACCUCAGAAGAUGCGCCUCGCUAUGCUUCACAGUCCCUCCCGCCGGCCGUCGAAACGCAGGAAUCACUGGAAAUGAAUGAUUUAGUCUCGAAAGUGGGUAUGCUGAAUGUCGCUGCCGGCGCAGAACCUCAUUACCUGGGGCCUUCCUCCGCUGUGAAUUUCUGCAGAAUAAUCAGCCCGGCUCUUCUUCAAGCAGUCCCCAGGCGGCCUGACUCAGGGCUCGGGCAGCAAUCCGAACCGGCCGUUCCAUACGCGUGUCCGUUUCCAGAUGCGAGGACUUGUCUGCAAAUGAGCGACGCAUAUUUCCAACAUAUUCACCCUCAAUACCCCUUUCUUCAUGAGCCUACGUUCAGGGGCUGGGAAGCGAAGCUCUUCUUAUCGGAAGCCCCUGACCCUUCGGAUUUGGAUUCGAAGUCCACGUUCUUUCUUUAUAUGCGACUCUGUGCUUCUGCCGAGCUACAUGUCCAGGAUGUAUUGCGACUUGAAUGCCUGGAGACUGUCCAAGCGUACUUGUGCUACGCAAUUUACUCCCUUCGGUCGCCCACUGGGACGUCAGUGUGGAGAUUCUCGGGUCUAGCAUUACGCCAGGCCAUUGAGCUUGGGUACCACAGACAUGGAAGCGUCCUGGGGCUGUCUACUGGGACUCUACGUUUCGAACUACGCAAGCGAGCAUUUUGGUGUGCGUGGACAAUUGACACCGUCGCCGCAACGGUCUUGGGCCGACCGCUCUGUCUGCGUUCUGAAGAUGUGGACUGUGAACUUCCUUCCGAUAUCGAUGACGAAUACAUCACCGACCUCGGGAACACGGGACAGGCGCGAGGUGCAAAUAACCCACCCACGCGCAUAACCAAGGGGCUUUUCACUUUUCGGUUACGUAGGCUUUGGGCGAGAAUUCACGCCAGCCUAUACUCGGACCUGUCUUUAAGCAAUCCUUCUCACCCAACAUACCAAGCCCGAGUGGCUGGCUUUCGAGACGAGCUCGAGAAGUGGCGAGCCUCGCUACCGUUUGUGACACUGCAAAAAGAUGAACCACGGUGUCUGUUCACCAGCUCCUACUGGGACAUCUUCGAAGCCCUUGCGGCUCGAACCAUGACAAUGUUGGUUGAAAAGAGCCAAGAGAAUCUUCCUCUGCCUGUUACAGGAUCGGAAGCGGAUCUGCUGGAUCCAGCAAUGUUGCUACAGUGGAAAGCCGAUAUUUUCAGUCAAGGGAUGAGCAGUAGCUUUGAGGAAUUGCUGAAUGGUUUAAUCCACGAUGUACCACACUGA